AAAAAACAAUGAAUAGAAGAAAUUGCAUCUAUUUUAUUGCAUUCUUUUUAAACGUUGGGAUAUUGGUGUCUAAACAACUUCGUGAGCCGACAAAAGAAGAACCCUUCAAUUUUGAUGUAAAGAACAAGAAAGAUGCACCUCUUCCUUCCUGCAGAUGGGAUUAUCAAUAUGAUAUUGCAAAAUCUGUGUUAUCUGGUCUUUGUUUUGCAAUGGGUGCUUUUAUUUUGAUCUUAGGUUAUCGAAGGAGAAAGAUUUCUUUUGGUUUCACAGGAUUAGCUAGUAUCUCCAUUCUAACAUAUAUGGUUCUUGCCACUGAAGCUAGGUUCUCAUUGCUUGUGAAUAUCCUCAUCUCUGUUGCUACUGGUUUAUUUGCAAGUUUGUUUACAUUGAUGUUACUGUAUUGUGGGUACUUUAUCACUGGUUUGUUUGCUGGUUUUUGCUUCGGAUUUGUGUUUUUACUUGUUUACACAACUUUUAUUCCGUUAAAUUCAGUGGCGCUGCCAUGUGUUAUUGUUGCUUUGUUUGGGCUUGUGCAAGUUUUUGUCACCAUGUGGUGGAGACACAGGGUAUACAUUGUGUCCUGCUGCUUGUUUGCUUCUGCUGUUAUGGCAUCAUCAAUUGAUUACUUUAUCGAGGAUCUAUUCUUGUACCGAUACAUGGAGAUGAAAAUAUUUUACAACAGAGUUGCAGACCUUUGCUGGUGGUCUUAUCUAGCAUUUGCUUUGUGGCCAUUAUUUUUUGUAAUUGGUCUUUUGAUUCAAUGUUUAGUAACUGGAAAAGAGAAGCAAAAGGAAGAAUACACAUUUAUUUACAGGAAUCAUAGCCGAUCAAGACGACGUAUGCAAGAAGAUCAGAAUCAACUAAUUAGGAUGUGAUGCUAAAUCGAUUUUAAUUGCUGAUAUGUACUAUUUCUAAAAAGAAAUAGUACUAUGUACUAUUUCAAGUUAAAGUGAAGCAUUUUUAAAGGAUAUACUGCUAGAUUGAGUUUUUACUUCUAGAUUGUUGAGCAUAGUUAAUUGUGAUUAUAAUGUUUUUUUAUACAAAGUUGCAACCAAAUAUCAGAGAUUAAAUAAUCUAAAAUUAAGUUGUUUAAAUGUAGGAAUCACUCCAGAAAAAUGUAACUCAUUGUGUGGUCAAUGGUUGAGAAAUUGCUUACUUGAAAUGUAUUUGAGAAAAGCUUUGAGAAAAUGACUUGCACUGGAAUUGUUCUUGAUUUCACAAUUUUUGACAAUUGACUUUUUAAGGUACUCUAAGAAUAGAAUACAAAAAUAAUGAAUUUUUAUAUUUUCCAGUAUAGCUGUUGGUUUGCUUGCUGCCAUGUUCCUAAAAAUAUGAAAAUUUUCUUGCAAUAUUGUGUUGAUCAUACUCUGCUUGGUAUUCUCCAGUAUUCUGCGGGAAGUUAUUUAUAUAUAUAUUUUUUGAAUCGCUAUGCAAACUACUUUAAUUCAAUAAAAAUAUUGUGUAUCUGUCAUUUAUUUUUUCUACAAGUAAAUGUGGACAAGUUUUCUCCAAAAAUUUAUUCUUUUACUGUACGCAAGAUUUUUUAAUUGAAUUAAACAGUUAAUACAUCGCAAACACAUUUUUCUGGAUAACUGCAUUUAAAUUGCAUAAUCUUUACGAUUAAAGGCAGAAGAGAAUACUGAACUUGCUUUUAGAAAUUGGGAGGCUACUUAAAUUUUUUUCUUAGGACAUGCAAAAAUACCUUUUGAAAGAAAUACCUUUUGAAAUAAUUUUCUUUUUAUUGUAUCUGUUCACUUGUGUUUUAUAAAAAACACGAUUUUAAGAAAUGCAAGGCUCAGGUAAUAGGUGCUAUAAAUGCUAACUCCCAAUAUUGAGAAAAUUAACAGAGCUCUAACUGCAAAGCAUUUUAAAUGCAUAAAUCAGCCAUCAGGCUAUAUAACUUUUUGGAAAAUCUGUUUUAUAGUUUAGAUACAUAAGGCUGAACCUAAAAAGGGUGUUUCUACAAACAAAUGUGUAAUACUGUUUUAGAAACAGGCAACUGCUCUACUAUUUAGUGUUUUUUAUGUAAAUAUUGGAAUUUUAGUAUUUGUUAUUAAAUUGCACAGAUUUUCUUUCGCUUUUGUGUAUUAUUAUCUUAACCAUAAUUUCUGCCAACAGGCAAUACAUUUUGGUGUUGUCAAGAAUGUUUCAAAAGGCUUAAAUAUAUAUAUAAUAAAAAAUAUAGUAAAAUUUAAAAACUUGUAAAAGAGAAAAUAUGGUACAAGAUAAUAAUGUUUGUUCUAUUUCUGGUUAUGUUAGUUUUAAGUGCUCACUAUUUACAACAGAUUUUUAUUUACUAAGAUACUUUGUUAAUUCUUAGAAGGUUGUAAUUAAUGACAAUUUUAAUUACUUUCAAUUAAUGUAAGUAAAAUUGAAAGCAAGAAAAGCAUUGAAUUUUAUUGUGCUAUAAAUAUAUUUAUAUUUGUUUAGUUAAAAUUUGGUUUUGUAUUUAUUUAGAGGAGUGUUGUGAAUUUUUUAUGGUGAAAUAUUUCUUGGUUCUAUUUUGUUUUGCACACUGUUUUCUUAUUACGGAUAACUGGAACUUUGAAGAGUUGUGCAUGUAUCAAGAUCUGUGAAACAGGUGAUAUGCUAAACCUAGACCAGAUUUACUUCUAGCCAGUGUGGGGUAAAUUUGUUUAACAUAGAAUAACAGAACAACUUAACUAACUUAAAAUAUAAAAUCACUCUGUAAAAUAUUUGUUCAGACCCAUGACACACACUUCUUUCGCAAGAUGUAUAGUUUCCAUUUUUUCAGAAGGUAAUAUUUAAUGACUAUUGCACUAUAUUUUUAUUUUUAUUUGACUUUAUAAUUUUUUUAUUCAAAAGAGAAAAGCAUGUAAGGAGUAUGUAGUUGUCAUUCAUGACAUAUGUGUAUAUUUUAUUUCAACUGUAAUCCAAAACCAAAAUUGA
Hydractinia symbiolongicarpus is the source of this 2910-nucleotide messenger RNA. RefSeq names its product transmembrane protein 198-like. The record is from RefSeq and is a predicted model, not a curated record. Lineage: Eukaryota; Metazoa; Cnidaria; Hydrozoa; Anthoathecata; Hydractiniidae. The coding region runs from base 9 to 875 and encodes 288 amino acids. The transcript is spliced from 2 exons. Gene Ontology annotation, cellular component: plasma membrane.